Messenger RNA from Musca domestica (house fly), 2922 nucleotides. Its product is annotated as cilia- and flagella-associated protein 58. The transcript has 11 exons. Bases 80 to 2827 code for a protein of 915 amino acids. Gene Ontology annotation, cellular component: cytoskeleton. Lineage: Eukaryota; Metazoa; Arthropoda; Insecta; Diptera; Muscidae. The record is from RefSeq and is a predicted model, not a curated record.
UGUCUGGAGAAUUAUUGUUGUCUAUUGGAACUAAAAAAAUAAAACAAAAUAAAAACACAGAAAUUUCCCCCCACCAAAUAUGCCGCCAAAAAUGAAAUUACCCCUCGCAAAGGCUGGAGCUGGCGGCGGUGAUGGCAAAAAAGGAAAGAACGGCAAAAAGAAGCAAAUUAUUGAGCCCGAGCCUGAGCCUGUUCUACAAGAUUCGGAUACUUCCUUCUUGGAAAGAGAAGUCGAUUUGAUAACCGAUCUUAAUGAUGACUUCUUUAAUCGGGCUAAUAAGACCAUACAAAUGCUAAUGGAAAAAGGAAGGACUUUCGAAGCUUCCCGCAUUAAAAAGUACACCGACAUUAUUUACAAUCUGCAUCGUCGUUAUGUGGAACAGCUUAAAGAGAAUGAAGAGUUGAGGCCGCAAGUCAUUAGGGCGGAAAAUAAAUUUCGUUUAGCCUUGGAAUUGACAGCUACUUCGGAGGAAUCAAUGGAAUAUCUAAAGGAAGCCUUGGGCAAUGCAUGGAAAGAGUCGGACGCCUCCCAGACGCGAGAACAAGAAAUCCAAGAAAAGUUCCAAGAGAUUCUCAUGAAAUGUGAAACAUUUGAGAGCAAGCAGGCGGAGAAACAGGAUGAUAGUGCUGAAUUUGGCCAUUUAUCCAAAUACAAGAAUAUCAUUUUACGUGAACGUGAUCGCAUCAAUGGUGAGGUUAUUGAUUUGGAAAAACGCCUACAAAUUCAACGCUACUACUCUGAAUCGUUGGAAUAUAUAAUUCACACCCAUGAGGAUACACUGAACAAGAUGGGUGUUCGCGUCAAAGUUUUGGCAUCGGAGAAGCAAAAUUUGGACACAAAAAUACGCACUCUAAUGAACAAUUUGGAGGAUCAAAAGGAAAUCAAUCACAAGACCAUGGAUAAAUUGGAUGCAACCACAAAGGAGCUCAAUGACACCAUUGCCUCCCUAAAUAAAAAAUCUGGAGAAUAUGAUCGCCUGAAAAUAGCUGCUGAUAAAUUGAAAAAUGACAAUGGCCUACAGGCUAAACAAUUGGCAAAAUAUGAAGAUGAAAUUGCCGAUUUACAUAGAGAGCAAAAAGAGGCCGACGAUACAAUUCGAGCACUACGCUUGGAGGAUAAAGUCAAGGGGCAUACCAUCAAUCAAUUGACAAAUAAAUACAAAAAGGCAGUGCAAGAUCACAGCUCCGUUUCCUCAAAGCUGUACAAAAUCAAUAGGGUCAACAAUGGUCUGAAUGAGGACAUUGUAAGGAUGAAAAAUCAGGCCAAUUCCUUGGAAAAGGAUCUCUUGAAUUCGGCACAAAAAUUCGAUGAAUUACGUCGUUUGAAGGAUAAUAUCCAAAGGGAACGGGAUAAUCUGAGGAGCGAUGUUACCAAGCUGAAUAAUCAAAUUGCCGAUUUACGUCACACCAUAAUGAUGCAGAGCAAUACCAUAGACAGUCUGCGUUUGGAUAUCAAUAAACUGAAUAUAAAAGUGGAUGAGGCUAAAAUCAAUAUUGCCAAGGCGGAAAAGGAGCGGGAUGAAAUGGCCCAAGAGGUUGAGAUGUUGCAUGAAAAAAUUGAGUAUUAUCAAGAACAAAUACAAUUGAAAACUGGCCAGAUAACGGAUCUCACCGAGAAACUUCAACAAAAGCAACAUGACUUGGUAAAUAUGAAAAAACAAUUGGAAGCAGUACACUCGGAGAAGAUGAUACUUCAACGAUCUUUGGAGACCUGUACACAGGAGCGGGACAAUUUCAGGCUUCUGCAAACGAAAACUUCCCAUCAAAUCACCCAACUAACAAAUGAAAUAGCAGCCAAUCAGAAUAAAAUCAACUCUCUCAAUUUACGCAUUGAGCAUUUGAAUACGGACAAAAAAGAACUGCAGUCGGAAGUGAGAAAUAAAGAGAAUCUCCUGAACGGCGUUCGCAAAGAUUUGAAAGAGAUGAAAUUGAAAAAUGAACAUCUCAUGAAAACCAUUUCCGAUGAUGAAUUGAAGUUCAUGAAAAUAUCACAGGAAUUGGAAGAGACGCGCAAAGAGAGGAAUCUAAUUGGCCUGCAAAUGGUUAGACGUAACGAUGAGAUUGUCUUGUUGAAAGAGAAAUUGUGUAUAACACAAACGGCUCUGGAUCAAGGACAAACCCAAUAUAAUCAACGUGUUGAGGAUAUUCGCCUGCUGAAACUGGAGAUCGGCAAUUUACAGACAGAACGUGAAUGUCUUUCACGUGCGAUCAAAAGUACCGCGGAUAUGCGUGAGGAAAUUAUACGUUUGCAACGUUCACUAAAUCAGGAGCGAAUACGUGUGCGUGCCUUGACCGAGGAUGCUAAGACACCCACUGGGGUGCAUCGUUGGCGCAUUCUAAAGGGUGAAGAUCCACCGAAAUUCCAACUGUUGUCAAAGGUGCAAAUGUUACAAAGACGCAUUUUAAAACAAGAAACUGAAAAAACCAAUCUACAAAAACAGCUACAAGAAUCUCAGAGAAUGAGCGAAUCAUUAAAGAGAAUUUUGGAGAACUUACCAACCACACAAGUCAAACAGAAGUUAGUCGAAACUCAGCGUAUCAACAAGAAACAGCUGAAGAAAUUAAAAGCUCUUAGCGCCGAACUGGCCAUCGAUGCGAUUGAGUUGAAGGCCCGCGAAUGUAUUAUCGAGGAAUUUAAAACCACGUUGAAAAUGACCAAAACUCAGAUGUGCGUCACGGAGGACACCCUCAAUUCGCUGUCAAGUUUGCUAGAGCCCACAGAAUAUUCGAGUCAAGAGAAUUAUGUUGACUGUGUUUUUACAACCACAGAUCCUUCAGUACAAAAUACCGAUUCGAAUAAAUCAAAUGAAAAAUUGGAAGAGGUAUGAAAAAUCAAGGUGGUUUUUAAUCUUAAUAUAAUCAUAAUUUGUAAUUUUUUAACAAAAAAAAAAUUAAAAAAUAUUAUGGCAUAAUAAAAAAGAAU